Messenger RNA from Cladocopium goreaui, 1821 nucleotides. Lineage: Eukaryota; Dinophyceae; Suessiales; Symbiodiniaceae. The record is from the annotation of a GenBank genome assembly.
AUGGCAGGGGGCAUCGGACUGAGAGAGGUGAAACAAUGCAGCGAUGACAGCUUCCAAAGCCUGUGGGAUGGUGCAGGUGAUCACAUCCUGUUUGAGUGCCUGGAUGAUGGAGGCCAACCUCAGGGCUAUGCUGUUGCCCGCAUCAUGACUCAGUACCAUGGGGACAAAGACGGUGGUUUCCUGAAACUGGAGUAUGUGGCAGCUUCAGAUGAAUAUUACCAACACUGGAUUAUUUCAGAAGGCGGCUCAGGACAGUAUCACCACGUGUGCCGAAAGAGCCUGGGUGCCUGUCGACGCAAAGUUGGCGAAAGUGGUCUUGUGCAUAUUCAGAAGCUAGCCUUUGUGACUUCGGCUGAUGUGGACAGCAUAGUCAAGGAAUGGAAUGCCAAGAGGUUGGACAAAGGACCUCCCGUAGGACGGGGUACGGCGCCAGUGAGCUCAAGGGGGCGCCCUGGGGAUCACUUGACAACCGCCUCCAAGAGGAAGGCCAAGCGCCCCCCGUCCUAUGAGGAGACGUCACCCAGGCCGGAGGAGGCUAGGGGAAGGGUAGGUGAGUUCUCCAGGAAACGCCAGGAGGCAACCAAGCCCUCGCCCCUGGACGCGAUGCUGGGGGAUGAUCUGGAGGACCCCCUGCAGAAUGACAGCAGGUUGGAGCAGCUUCGUGCCAGCUUGGAGGACAGGAAGAAGAAGCCGGAGGAGAAGACUUCCGCCAGUGCAGUGCUGGUGCAACGCGUGCAAGAUGGUUUGGAGAGGAAUGCCCAAAAGAAAAAGAAGAGCAGUGAACAGGAGAAGGUCACCAAGGCCCUGCAGGUGCUCCGCGGCAAAAAGAACCAAGAGGAGUCGAGCAGUUUGAAAAGUGAUAGUGAGGAUGAUGAGCUGCAGGUGAGCAAGAAGCACGACUUGACCAGCCGUCAGCGGAAAUUGCGCAAGCUGUCUGCUGACAACCCAGGAACACUCCUGGUGCGGGGCUUCAGCUUGAUGCAUGAGCAGCUUGGUAUGCUGUAUGGCGAUGCGGCUUCCAUUGGCUCAAAAGCAGAAGCUCUCCAACCAGCCGCACUGCGAUACCUGCUGACCACGGCAAUCCCUCAGAUGGAUCCGAAGCAGGUAGGUGAGGAGACAAUGAGGGAGCUGAGGACAUUGGCAAGCACGCUGGACUUGGUCGUCAGUGGACGGGUGCUGAUGGAGUCAGACUUUGCUCGCAGCAUGGCGGUCAAGGAUGCCAAGAGCAGCGAAUUGCUGAAGAAGGAGGAAGCCAGCGUUGCGCGGCCAAAAGCCUUCACCUUCGAGGAGCAGGAGCCCCUUGAAGAGACAGGUGAAGUUCCAGGACCCGCUGACCAGCGUCAUCCCGGAGCCAGCACAGGAUCCAAGACCGGGUCUGAUGAGGAUGAAGGACGCACGAGAAGCCGUGCCCAGGAAGGAGAACGAGAGCAGAUCCCAAUGGAAGAACCGUGUCUUCGAGCACAAGAGACGAGAGGAGGAGAAGCAUGGUCAGGGGGGACGCUCGAAGGGCAGCGGCAAGAGAGGCUGAAGCCCCCUGUGGCGGCAGGGGAUGUGCUGAGUUGCCCUGUGGCGGCAGGGCAACGAAUUAUAUCCGCCCCUGUGGAGGCAGGGGAUGGACCAGCUGAGAAACCAGCCCUUGUGGUGGCAAGGGGCGUUGCAGCAGGUCCACAAGAUGAGUCUGCAAGGCCAGACUGCCGUGGUGCUGAGACGACUGAGCUCAGUGUAAUGCGCGGGAAAUGUUUACAAGUUCCUGGGGAGGCCCGCACAGCUUCCCAGGCUGUUGCAGGCAUCCUCAUUCAAGUGUUUAUGCAAAAGGAUUAG